Molecule: messenger RNA, 2356 nt
Organism: Physcomitrium patens
Lineage: Eukaryota; Viridiplantae; Streptophyta; Bryopsida; Funariales; Funariaceae
Product: obtusifoliol 14-alpha demethylase
Molecular function (GO): monooxygenase activity; iron ion binding; heme binding
Source: RefSeq, a predicted model, not a curated record
GGCGUGCGAUGCCUACGAGGCGAGGAUUGAAAUCCGCCCAGAUCUGGCAUGGGGGCGCGAUUCUCCCGACUGGGUGAGAAGCAAAAGAAUCUUUUGAUGAGCAACGAUGGACGCUGAGGGGGUGGAUGUAGAUCGGGGCAAAAGCAGUCUCAGCGUGUGAGUGUGUGUUGCCACAGCGAGUGUUCCAUUCUUCCACUGCAUGACUAUUCCUGACCAAGAGAGUCCCUGCGAAGCGGCCGGCCCACUCUGCUCCUCCCUCCUUUGCUGACAGUACAUUCGCAAUACCCUCCAACACCAGCUUGCACAAUCCUCGGGCCUUGAGGUCCCCGCAUUUAUGCCGCUGUCUGGUUGCCUUUAGUCCUCAAGUCCCCGUCCUUGACAGUCCCGAUUCUUGGAAGAGCUGGCUGCCUGGCUGGUGGGUGACGAGCUUUGUUGGAUACAAUGGGGGAUGCGGAGAUGCAGGGGGCGCCUGUCGGGGAGUCGGCCGUGUUCGACAGAUCCAAGGUGAUGAUGCUGCUCGGAUCGCUCGUCGUGGCUGCCAUUGUGGGUCACUUCGUUCUCGCGUGGAAUCGGAAGCGACGCAACCUGCCCCCUGUGGUGGACUCUGCUGUUCCGUUUGUUGGGGGUUUGCUGAAGUUCAUCAAGGGGCCUGUUCCUCUGCUCAAGGAGGAGUAUGGGCGCCUCGGCCAGGUCUUCACUCUUCAGAUGCUCACUAGAAACGUCACGUUUCUGAUCGGGCCUGAGGUUUCGGCACAUUUCUUUAAGGCUCAGGAAGCGGAUUUGAGCCAGCGAGAGGUGUAUCAGUUCAAUGUGCCCACAUUCGGACCAGGCGUGGUCUUCGAUGUCGAUUACUCAAUCCGCAUGGAGCAGUUUCGUUUCUUCACAGAAGCCCUCACUGUCAAGCGAUUAAGGAGCUACGUGGAAAUGAUGGUUGAAGAAGCUCAUUUGUUUUUCUCGAAGUGGGGAGAAGAAGGAGAAGUAGACUUGAAAGUAGAAUUGGAGCAGCUGAUCGUCAACACUGCCAGCCGUUGCCUACUCGGUCCGGAGAUUCGCAACAGCCACCUUGAGAAAGUCACUUCGUUGUUCCAUGACCUCGACAAUGGGAUGCUGCCCGUCAGUGUCUUGUUUCCAUACCUUCCAAUCCCUGCUCACAAGCGCCGCGAUAGGGCUCGUAAGGAACUCGCUGAGAUCUUCUCCAAGGUCAUUAAGGCACGAAAAGCUUCUGGAAAGAAAGAACCAGAUAUGUUGCAGGCUUUUAUGGACUCGACGUACCGAUCACUAAAACGGGGCACCACUGAAGAGGAAUGUACAGGUUUGCUGAUUGCGGCUCUCUUUGCUGGACAGCACACCAGCUCCAUCACCUCCACCUGGACCGGGGCGUACUUGAUGAAGUAUAAACAGUUCAUGCCUGCAGUUAUUGAAGAACAGAAGGAGAUUAUGCGACGCCAUGGUGACCACUUGGACUAUGAUGUGCUCAAUGAAAUGAGCUGUCUCCACCGAGCAAUGAAAGAGGCUCUUCGUCUACACCCUCCUCUAAUUCUUCUUCUCCGACAGAAUCACACUGAUUUCUCUGUCACAACUAGGGAGGGGAAAUCUUACACUAUUCCUAAAGGGCAUAUUGUAGGAACAUCUCCAGCGUUUGCCAAUCGUUUGCCCUACGUUUACAAGGACCCAGACACUUUCAACCCGGAUAGGUUUGCACCUGGAAACGAGGAAGACGUCAAAGCUGGUCAAUUUUCGUACAUCGCUUUUGGUGGGGGUCGUCACGGAUGUCUUGGGGAAACGUUUGCUUACAUGCAGGUUAAAACUGUGUGGAGUUACCUGCUUCAACAUUUUGAGUUAGAGCUGACAGGUCCCAAGUUCCCUGAAGUUGACUGGAAUGCUAUGGUGGUGGGCAUCAAAGGAGAAGUCAUGGUGCGGUACAAACGUCGUCAACUGACAUGUGAUUGAGCUCUGGAGUUGUUUCGACAAUGUCGGCUUCAAUUGAUUUGUAGGGGAUAGUUGCCUUUUAACUCCAAUUCACUUUAAUGGCUUUGGUUCAGGCAUCGUAAUUCACUCCGUUGCUUAACGAUGUAACGUGAUUUAAAGCCCUUACAGCUAAACAAUAGAUUCAACAAUAGUGCGAAAUGACAGUGUAGAGAAGGAAUCUAGACCAGACAGGAGGUUCCUCUCUGGAGAAAACCAUUUAUUUCAUUCCGCAGUGGGUCUUGUUCCCUUCCUUGGAUCCCAGCAUGUCAAGUCCCGAAGAUCUGUUUCGAUGGCAGCGAUGAGCCAAAUUAGUUCUAAUUGUGAAUUAUGCAGAUGGACUUGCAAAAGAUUCCUAUAAAGGAUUGUCAUUACCCUCCCAAUGCCUUAA